GCCUUUGGUCCACGGUUCUCGUGUCUAGGGUUUCCGCGUUCGGACCUCUGUGUGUAUAUAUAUAGAGGUAGAGAGGCCUUCAUUUCGGUGCUCAAGGGUUUCUUGUGAUUGCUUCCUGGCCUCCGGCGCGACAAUGGGGAGACGUCCUGCAAGAUGUUAUCGUCAGAUUAAGAAUAAGCCAUAUCCAAAGUCAAGAUACUGCCGUGGUGUUCCGGACCCUAAGAUCAGGAUCUAUGAUGUUGGAAUGAAGAAGAAAGGAGUUGAUGAGUUUCCCUUCUGUGUUCACCUGGUUAGCUGGGAGAAGGAGAAUGUAUCUAGUGAGGCUCUUGAAGCUGCACGCAUUGCGUGCAACAAGUAUAUGACAAAGUUUGCUGGGAAGGAUGCUUUCCACUUGAGAGUCAGGGUGCAUCCAUUCCAUGUUCUGCGUAUUAAUAAGAUGCUUUCCUGUGCUGGAGCUGAUAGGCUCCAGACCGGGAUGAGAGGUGCCUUUGGGAAACCACAAGGAACAUGUGCCAGAGUGAACAUUGGUCAGGUUCUUCUGUCUGUUCGUUGCAAGGAUAACAAUAGCAACAAUGCACAAGAAGCCUUACGGCGUGCCAAAUUCAAGUUCCCUGGCCGUCAGAAGAUAAUUGUCAGUGGAAAGUGGGGCUUUACUAAAUUUACCCGAGCCGACUAUAUGAAGUUGAAGACUGAGAACAGAAUCGGCUCAGAUGGUGUCAAUGCCAAGCUACUCGGAUGGCAUGGGCCGCUUGCUCGCCGGCAACCUGGAAGAGCUUUCUUACCUCCUGCAGCAGCUGCAGAAGCUUCUUAGAUUGUCAGCGCCUCUUAGCUUAUAUACUGUGUGUGCUUAAUAUGAAGGAUGCUUGCGUGAGAGUGUAGGUCUAUAUGGAGAGUAUGUUUCGUUCAGCUGGUUUAUUAUUAUGUUCUCACUGACAUUGAGCACUUCUUGUAUCUGUUAUUCUAUGACAGUUCAACUUGGGUUUCCGUGCCUAUUAAGUAAA
Molecule: messenger RNA, 1001 nt
Organism: Musa acuminata AAA Group (dessert banana)
Lineage: Eukaryota; Viridiplantae; Streptophyta; Magnoliopsida; Zingiberales; Musaceae
Product: large ribosomal subunit protein uL16
Exons: 4
Coding region: 134-811 (225 amino acids)
Biological process (GO): translation; ribosomal large subunit assembly
Cellular component (GO): ribosome; cytosolic large ribosomal subunit
Molecular function (GO): structural constituent of ribosome
Source: RefSeq, a predicted model, not a curated record